Puccinia graminis f. sp. tritici CRL 75-36-700-3 is the source of this 5111-nucleotide messenger RNA. RefSeq lists its product as uncharacterized. Gene Ontology annotation, molecular function: guanyl-nucleotide exchange factor activity. The record is from RefSeq and is a predicted model, not a curated record. Bases 470 to 4627 code for a protein of 1385 amino acids. The transcript is spliced from 5 exons. NCBI's taxonomy places the organism in Eukaryota, Fungi, Basidiomycota, Pucciniomycetes, Pucciniales, Pucciniaceae.
AUCCACAAAUUACCCACAUCGCGAGCAUUGCCUUAAGCACUUGAGCCUAAUCCACUGACUCUCCCCAGGGCUUCAAAGGCGUGCAUCCAUUGCCACAUCAUCCAUCAGCCGGGCCCCUAACCACCAAGGACUCGCCAGUUUGCCCCUAGAGUCUGAAACACUCUCCCUACCUUAUAAUAAUCGAAGAGAAACUGCCAAUCUUCCUUCUCCCUCACCCCGAGCGAGGUUUGCUGAGAAUCCCAUCAUAGGCCCAACCCGCGAAGCUAGCACGCGACUUUCUCGACGCAAGAGUGCCCUUAAGUCUCGAUCGCCAAGCCAGCUAGUUGUACCUUCCGUCAAGGCCCCCACGGUCGAUGUGGCCACAUCCCAGGGAAUUGGUCCAUCUGGUCACCCUGAUUCGAGUUCCUCCAGCGGUAGCCUCCUGCUCACACUACCUUCAGCCUCCACAAAACGCUCUCGGACAACCUCAAUGAUUGUUUCUGACGAUACCCUCUGGUCUAAUCAUCAUCUCUACCCAGAAGCUGCAAUUGAUUCUUCAUUACGACAGAGAAAAAAUGCAGAAGCUUUCGACCAAACCCACUUCCGCCAACGCGCUCACAGUAUGUCAGACUUUAAUACCCCUGAUCAUGUGCUUGCCGCUGGGACGGACGUGGUUGAUCAACUCACUUCGCUGAACUCGAAUCCAAGUCCUCCAGCUGGCUAUUUUACGGAUCACAGCACUUUAUUUGCCGACAAGCCCCGUCACAAUCUGAGUUACAUGUCCAACCAGUCAGACGAUGAACCGAUGUCCUCAAGCAAUUAUGAAAGCCUGAAUUUCAAUCACCAUUCAAGGCCCGUAUCAACGAUUUCUUCUUCAACGACUUCAUCCACCUAUACAACCUUUCCUCCACCUCCUGAUAAGAUUCCCGCUGGUAUCAAUUCUUACCGGGAGAACAAACUUGACACAGAAAGCAAUGGCAGACUUAAUGAGCUGCCCUCCUCAGCUACUUCAGCCUCUUCCCUAAUAAAACAACACUAUCGCUCCGGAGAACUCGUCACCAAAUCCGACUCAGAUCCGCUUAUUUCACCACUUGAAAAGCUAUCCUUUCUCGCCACAACUCGGCCCAGUAUUAACGGUCGCAAAAGAAGCGGGACAGUCUUGCCCCCCAAAAAACCUCAACUCAUCUCUGAAGGUUCACCCGACGAUUCUUGCAUUGUAUUGCCCAUUGAUUCACUUCUUGCAAAAAUAGAAGAUAAGUCAAUCAAGCCCCCUGCUCGUCCCCCGCGAAGCAACCGGCGAGGAGCUGCUGGUCAGCCCCCAGAUCUGUCGCCCAUCAGCUCUGGACGCGAUACAGACUCUCAUAUUGCUAAAACGUCCGCAAAGGAUUACUUGACAAGCAACACGCCAGCCGGCCACGCAGGCUCUAUCUAUGACUCUGCCAGGUCCAGCCCGGCCCCCCUCCCCACCUCAGCCAUGCUAGUCAAUCAGCUCAACCCGAAAACUAUGAUGUCUUCAAGAAAUCAACAAGACUUGCCACCUAAUCAAAACUUAUUCAAGCCUUUGCCCAAUGAAAGCCGACCUCGUCCAGCCAUUCCGCCAAGAGCCCCUAGUAGAAAGGGCGGAAGACCGAAAUCAUCCGGGAAAAAGUUGGGGGUUCCAGUCGAUCUCUGCCCAGACUCGGAGUCCACCACUUCCUUCGUCGCCAAUAGCGGCACUGAAGAUGAAGUUGAUGAUUUUGAAAGUGCAGAGGAAGGAGAUGACCAAUUCUGGUCAGCGGCUGAAAGUACUGAACCACAUGAACCAAUCAGUGCUGGUAACAAGCCAGCAGCUACGUCUCAUAUCAACCAAAGUUCCUCCGAAAGUUCGUCCCACUUGCAGCCUCAAUCACCCGACCAAUUACCGCAGUUGGAAACACUUUCCGGUGCGGAACAGGGGCAUAAAAAGCAUGCUACCGUGUCAAUUAUUGGAGCCUUUCCUCGUUCAGAGAGCUAUGCCGACAGCUUCCUGAGCUCAACGCAUUCUAACUCCGAUACUUGUCAAGAGCUGUCCUUCGAAGAAUUGUACCAAUCACAGAAAGCUUCUUCUCAGCUGCACCCCAAAAAGAACCUACAAAAACAUAAUCAGCGACCGCAAAAUGCUGCACCGAUUCCAGAAACUCCAUAUGACUCGCAAACCCCUCGAAAAUCAUCGCAUCUGCCCUCAAACCAGCCACAAUCAUCCCCACAACGCCGUGACGUGAGAUCGCCUGUCCCUGGACAUCCAACGACUCGCAAUCAAGCCUCCUCAGAAGCGCUUUACCCAGCGCAUCCAACGACUAUCAGUCCUUCUGAACCUCGUUAUGAUAAUGCUCGCGUGUCACGCACCUCUUCACUUGAGGGGCUUGCUGCGCUCAGAAAGCCAAAUAGCCUCUCGUCCCCGUCUCCCCGGAAAAAGACCAGUGUCCGCUCGGUCCACUUGCGCCAACUGUCGAAGAUAUUAAGCUUUUGUGCGAAAGAUGUCGGCUAUGAGGAAAACUCGAGCGAUGAACAAUCUGAGACGAUUCUGAGUGAGGUAAACAAUCACCAAGUCACGCCCCUCAGCUCCCUAUCUCAGAGUCCCGUCCAUUCGAAUGCAAACCAAGCGGCCCCAAGCGUGCCUUCGACAUGGAAAAACUCAAUGUCGAAGAACGCAUAUGCCAACUUAUUGAGUAUGUACGGCGCCGUGGAGAUGCGUCGCCAGGAGCUAAUAUGGGAGCUAUGCGAAACGGAACAUUCUUUCGCCAUGGGGUUGCGCCAGGUUAUCGAGAUUUUUGCCUUUCCCCUACGAACACCCGAAGGGGCAUGGAUCUCAGGCGUGCCGACUGAGGUUGCAAGGCUCCUGGACUGGCUUGAGGACAUCGUGAAUCUGCACUCACAGAUGGCCUUCCAGGCCAAAACCUGCUGCCAGUACCAGACCGAGGCGCUCGGCCUAGUCGUUCACAUCUCCGAAGUCUUCCUUGAGCUGACCCCUAAACUCGAGGUCUAUCAGCCCUAUCUUGUCCGCUUCAGUGAAGUUACGGCUGCAAUCGAGGAGAUGGUCGCGAAUGUUGAUAGCGACUUUGGUGAAUUCGUUCGCAUGCAAAGCUCCUUGCCUGAAUGUGGGAGGAUGAGUCUGACUAGUUUCCUGCUGAAGCCGAUUCAGCGUCUUAUGAAAUACCCUCUAUUUUACAAGCAACUUUGCGAUGUCACACCCCCAGCUCAUCCUGACCAUGAGGCAACUGUCUGUUUGUUCAACGCCACUGACUCCAUGAUCCGGGUGCUUCAGGAAGUCAAAGAACGCGAGGAUGAGUACGAGAAACUCAAAAAAAUGGAAAGCAGAGUGAGAGGAUUACCCCUCGGGUUCAAGUUGGCCAGACGAGAUCGAAGACUAUUGGCGCAAGGAUUAUUGAAAACAGUCCAACUGCCCACUCGAGAUAUACAUCACCUUUCAAGCGCUCAAGGCAAUCUGUGGCCAAUGAAUCCCCAAAUGACGCAAACAAAUCAGAGCCGUUCAGGAUCUUCGCCGCAAUCCGGGCAUUCCAGCGAAUACACUGCAAGGUCAACCUCUCGGAGCUCGUAUCAUAGCAAUAUGAGUCAGCACAGCCUCGCUUCUUCCUUCUCGCCGAGUGUCCAAUCUGUCAAAUCCCACCGUUUUUCGCUGGCGAAUCGUGAAAACGAGCCGCCGAGCUUCUUAAAUUACCCGAGCUCACCUCAAAACCCGUUCCCACUCGGUAGUCAGCAAUUCCACAAUCGGAUGACCCCCUCCCAGCUUUCGGGGCAACCGCAAGAUCCGAAGCACUAUCUCCGCACCCGGGCUAGUGGCGCAUAUGAGUCCCAGCCGGAAGAGCUCAGUCGGCGCAAGAGUCUCUCAUCCAGUCGAGCCUACAGAAAACCGAAAGAAACACCGGUUCAUGUCUUCGUUUUUUCGGACCUUAUUCUCCUUGCCAGGAGACAUAGCGACGGAGUGCGUCUCAUUCGUUCGGCUACGCUUCAAAAAAAGAAGAAAGAGUCACUGUCGCACUACUCGGUGCUCGAAGAAGUGGGCCUAUCACGUUUAGUGGCCGUCUCGGAUGUGUCAGGCGAGCUUGAAUACCCCCAUCUAUUGAAGCUUGACUUGCUACCACUUGGAGAAGUUAACUCUACUCAGUACACGGCCAAAUCACCAGUUUCAGUUUUAUUGACCUUCCCCGACCGGCUACCAGGAUCAUCACAAGCAUCGACGUAUGAAACCGUCCAGAAAGAAAGAUUUAGGUGGCUUGCAGCGUUCCAUCAAGCACUGAGAUCGCCCGAACUAAGCUUGAGAGGCCAGACAGACGACCUAUCUGACCUGCUGGACCCUUCUAACCCGGCCUUCCAAAAGAUUCCGAUCCAUGCCCAGGAAAGGCAAGAGCGUAACUGGUGGUCGGCUCGUCAUCGCUUGGUGGCUAAAGAGCUAGAGUUCUCUAAUGAUGAGUUAGCCUCUGAUCCAAGUGAAAUGGAUAGCAACUCUUAUAACAGCAACAGUUUUGAUAGUUUUCGAGGCGAGCCUACUCAGGUUUUGUCUUCUGUGAGGCAAAAUCAAGCCCUCUAUCUCCCCCACCUUCAUACCGAAAAUCACAGUCUUCUUGAACAAAUUAAAACAUCCGGUCUUGGCCUAGAUUUUGGCUUCUGACAAAAUAGUGGUCUCAUCUUUGGCUCCAACAACACUAUUUCUCUUUAAUAAAUUGUAAACUCUUUUGUUGUUUCAUAGUUAAUCAAAAGAAACCGACAUUCUUGGCACACAUUUUCUUCACUUUCCUUGGAUCUUCUUUCUCUAGGAAGCAUCCAACAAUUCAUUGCAUUUUGUUUUUGUUUUUGUUUUUCAUUUUCAUUUUCUUCCUGCUCUCUAAUUCUAUAGUUAAGAUUUAAUUUGUUUUGUUUUGGAUUAACUUGAUCUUCUUGCUUAUUAAUUACAAACUACUUGAUCAUUAUUUAUACUAUUCAUAUUUUCUUAUUUAUUAGCAAAACCAUAAGACUUUAACUUUAGUAUGUGUUCUUGUGUUAAUUAAUUUUUGAAUUGCAUGUGAUUUUUUUAGUACAAUUUUAUACCAGUUUCAACUUUUAUCUAUGUUGGUGGUCAUUGUGUUUGGAUCAAUCAUCAGUCAGACAAAUCAACC